This is a messenger RNA of Jatropha curcas, 880 nucleotides long. RefSeq names its product transcriptional corepressor LEUNIG. Gene Ontology annotation, molecular function: transcription corepressor activity; protein binding. NCBI's taxonomy places the organism in Eukaryota, Viridiplantae, Streptophyta, Magnoliopsida, Malpighiales, Euphorbiaceae. The record is from RefSeq and is a predicted model, not a curated record.
CGCCUUAACGCGGUAAUAUUUCAUACUUCAAAAGCAUUAGCAGACCAAAAUUAAAAAAUAAAACACAGUACCAUUGCAUCUUCUCUUUCUCUCUCUCGCAAGCUUUGUCUUUGGGUCUGACAAUCUCUGUCAAAUGGGUAACAACCCAUUCUUAUUUCCGUCUACAGUUUCCUAUUCUCAACCAUCGUUACCGUCGUCACCAUCUUUUAAUUCAUACAUACCAUCUCCAUCUCCAUCUCUAUCUUUUGAUUCAUAUUCUCCAUCUUCUCCAAGUCUAAAUUCUCCUUUUCAAUUUUAUCAAAGUCUUCCAUCACCGCCUUCCCAAAUUUCUUCAAACCAUUUCGGUACCCCUUCUGCGGAUGCUGUUGGACCUUGCGCGGCCUGCACAAUCCUUCACCGGCGAUGCACAGAUAAGUGUUAUUUAGCUUCCUAUUUUCCUCAGGGUGUUGAACCACACAAUUUUACUGUCGUUGAUAGCCUCUUUGGACUUAGCAAUGUCGUAGAGUUGCUGCAGCAGAAUAAGCCAAUUCUUUGUCUUACCGUUCCACUUAUUAUUGUUGUUGGAGGAGAAACACAAGUAAAGAUGGAAGUCAACUCCAGCAAAUCCCAGCAAGAUUUAGCAAUAUUGCUUCAACUUGCGAACUCCAGUUUAAUAUUAAUGGCCAACCCAUGCUUGCCAAUUUUGAAAAAUUCAAAAGCCUCGCAUUCAUACAAUAGUUCUUCAAAGCCUCCAAUGAUGGUUUGGAACUAAUCACGCUGGCACUCUUACAUCUCCAGUGAAUAAGUUUGGGGGAUAAUAAUGAUCUGAAUUUCAGGUUAAUAAGGUAGAUGAAUCUCUAGAGGUUAAUGUUAAUUCCAAGCCGACAAAAUUGUAAUGGAU